GGAAGUUGCUUUCCCCCAUUUUGUGGUCCGCCAUGGCGGCGAUGUUGAAGUUGAGACCGGAAAGUGGGGUCUUUGACUAAGUGGUUAGGCCAGACGAGGCAAAGAGGACGUCGCGCGGCGCAGCAGAGGACCGGCCCGGACGCUGUGGACGCUGUCAUGUACGGCGCAGGAGGUGGCCGCGCCAAGCCGGAGAGGAAAGGCGGCGCGAAGGAGGAGGCUGGGCCCGGCGGCGCAGGCGGUGGGGGCAGCCGAGUGGAGCUGCUGGUCUUUGGUUAUGCGUGCAAACUGUUUCGGGACGACGAGAGGGCCCUGGCCCAGGAGCAGGGACAGCAUCUCAUCCCCUGGAUGGGGGACCCCAAGAUCCUCAUCGACAGAUAUGAUGGGCGCGGUCACCUGCAUGACCUCUCUGCCUACGAUGCCGAGUAUGCCACUUGGAACAGAGACUACCAGCUCUCGGAAGAGGAGGCGCGAGUAGAGGCGCUGUGUGAUGAAGAGAGGUAUUUAGCCUUGCAUACGGACUUGCUUGAGGAGGAGGCAAGGCAAGAGGAAGAGUACAAGCGAUUGAGUGAAGCCCUCGCAGAGGAUGGGAACUACAGCGCUGUAGGGUUCACUUACGGCAGUGACUACUACGACCCAUCAGAGCCCACAGAGGAGGAGGAGCCUUCAAAGCAGAGAGAAAAAAAUGAGGCUGAAAAUUUGGAAGAAAAUGAAGAGCCUUUCAUUGCCCCAUUAGGACUAAAUGUCCCUCCAGAUGUGGAGCUGCCCCCUACUGCCAAGAUGCACGCCAUCAUUGAGCGUACAGCCAACUUUGUGUGCAAGCAGGGAGCGCAGUUUGAAAUAAUGCUGAAAGCCAAGCAGGCCCGGAACUCUCAGUUUGACUUCCUACGCUUUGAUCACUACCUCAACCCUUACUACAAGUUCAUCCAGAAGGCUAUGAAGGAAGGACGGUACACUGUGGUGGCAGAAAACAAGAAUGAAGAGAAAAAAAAAUCAGGGAUGAACUCUGACAACGAGGAUGAGGAUGAGGAAGAAGAUGGGAGUUACCUGCACCCAUCUCUCUUUGCCUCCAAGAAGAGCAGCCGCCUUGAAGAGCUGAUGAAGCCCUUGAAGGUGGUAGACCCAGAUCACCCGCUGGCAGCCCUGGUGCGUAAAGCGCAAGCUGACAGCUCUGCCCCCAUCCCGCACACCGCAGACGGCACACCCACGCAGCCCUCUCAGGUGGAGUACACGGCAGACUCACCUGUGGCAGCCAUGUACUACAGCUACUACAUGCUGCCUGAUGGCACCUACUGCCUGGCACCACCACCCCCGGGGAUCAACGUGGCCACCUACUACAGCACCCUGCCUGCCGGGGUUACCGUGUCCAGCUCCCCUGGAGUGACGACCACUGCACCACCACCUCCUGGGACAACACCGCCACCACCCCCAACCACCACUGAGACAAGCAGCGGAGCGACCUCCACCACCACCACCACCACCACCACCACAAGUGCUCUCGCUCCUGUGACUGCCAUCAUCCCCCCGCCCCCUGACAUUCAGCCUGUGAUUGACAAGCUGGCAGAGUACGUUGCUCGGAAUGGCCUUAAAUUUGAGACCAGCGUUCGUGCCAAGAACGACCAGAGGUUUGAGUUCCUGCAGCCGUGGCACCAAUACAACACCUACUAUGAGUUUAAAAAGCAGUUCUUCCUCCAGAAGGAAGGGGGUGACAGCACGCAGCCUGUGUCUGCACCAGAAGAGGCACCCUCAGAGGCCGCCUCAGAAAAGCCAAGUGACGCUGGGGAGGACAGUGUGCCUGAGGACACCGCUGAGGCAGGGGGCAGAGGUGGCCCCAGCGGGAAGAAGGAUGCAUCGUCCAGUAAGGGUGCAGUGGACGGGAAGCUAGUGAAAGCUUCAUUUGCUCCAAUAAGCUUUGCAAUCAAGGCGAAAGAAAAUGAUCUACUUCCCCUGGAAAAAAACCGAGUUAAGCUAGAUGAUGACAGUGAUGAUGAUGAAGAAAGCAAAGAAGGCCAAGAAAGUUCUAGUAGUGCUGCCAAUACUAGCCCGGCUGCAGCCCCACCCUGUGUAGUUGUCGAGGAAAAGAAGCCCCAACUUACCCAGGAGGAGCUAGAAGCAAAGCAAGCAAAGCAGAAACUGGAGGACCGCCUUGCUGCUGCUGCCCGGGAGAAGCUUGCCCAGGCAUCCAAGGAAUCAAAGGAGAAGCAGCUCCAGGCAGAACGUAAAAGAAAAGCGGCUUUAUUUUUACAAACCUUGAAAAAUCCUCUGCCCGAAGCAGAAGUUGGAAAACUUGAGGAGAACCCUUUCAGUGUAGAGGAAGCUGGUGCCGCACCCUGUCCCCUACUGAGUGGAAGCAGACCCCUUCCCACUUUAGAAGUGAAGCUGCCAGAAAGGCCUUCAAGCAAAAGCAGAGACCCACCGAGGGAAGAAGAAAAAGAGAAGAAGAAGAAGAAGCACAAAAAACGGUCUCGGACUAGAUCCCGCUCUCCCAAGUAUCACUCGUCAUCAAAGUCCAGGUCCAGGUCCCACACAAAGGCGAAGCACUCACUUCCCAGUGCCUACCGGACGGUGCGGCGGUCAAGAACGGAGAGAAGCGUCUGAGAUGCAGUGUGCUUACAACUUGUCACCGGGGUGAUUUUGUCUGUGAGAAGCUCUGGUGCAUCGGGUAGGUGAGCUGCGUGUAAGUGGACCCCUUUUCUGGCUCUGAGAUGUGGUAGCCAUGCUAAGAACAAAAGCUGUGAAGCUUAUCUCACGUGAAGGAUCACCUACUGUUGUUACUGCCCCAGUUCUGGGCGUGCUCCCUUCCCUGCGGACAGGAAGUCUGGGACCCCACUUCACUCUGCAGAAGUCCACUGCGGGAGCUGUGCCUCGAGGUACUGUCGGCCAAGUCAGAGUCUGUGAUGUUGAGCGCACCUGUGUUUGCCCUGCAUCCUGAGCUUACUCCAUGUCGAGCGCUCCAACGGUGCUCUAGCUGUGUAAGCAGGGCCCUCCUGGCACCACCGGUUCUAAGUAAGCAGUGUGUGCCUCCGGCCACAGGCGUGGAGACUUGCCAGAGCCGCAUGGCAGUGGAAGCAGCGCAGCGAGACAGUGGUCAGGCAGCCUCGGCCUCGGACAGAUUAGACUCCCGGAGCUCUGCCGAGGGGAAGCCUAGUCGCAUCACUUUGUGAUCUGUCACAGAACCAUAGGGCAGGUCCAGGAGACGGCCGUCACCUGUGCAGCUGGGGCGGGGGUGCUCAGGACGGCAGGGGGUGGGUUAAGUUGAUCCUGGAACACCCAUAUGUACUAUGGCGGGGCCUUUAAUGUAAUAAAAUGAUUCAGUGAAGAACUUUUUUAAAUGGCAAAAAUUAAGCUUCUGUUCUGAAACAUUGUUUUUGAAUUGGUUGUCAUGGAAACAGUGGGGCGAAACGAUGAUUUUUCCCCCAGACUUCUGCUUAUUGCAGUUUUCCUGAAACAGUAAUUUCAUUGAAUGAAAAAAGAACUAAAAUAAAAGUCCCAGUGCCACCCAGGGAGCCCACAUUGAGGACCUGACUCCUCUGAUGGCCAGUGGUCUUAUGGGCCUUGUGUGCCCGUGUGGGCUGUGUGAAUGGGUUCCGUAGGUCAGGAAAGGAAGCAGAAAGACUGGGGGGUGGUUUUGCAGUAGUUGAGCCCAUGCCACCAUGAGAUGGCACACUCGAGUGGGCUGAGGCUGUGGGCUUACGCCAUUGUUCCCACAGCAGCCUGAGGUCCGUGUGGGCGAGAGCUCCAGGCGCGACCUUCCACUUCUGGAGCCUUCAGGGUCUCACAGGCCAGUGUUGAGACAAGUGGCUGGGCCCUUGGUCUCAGCACCAUCCCUGCCAGGUGUUGCUACCUGUUGGUGAGCUGAAAUCUGUAGGCAGAGGUGAGAGGAGGGGAGACAGGCCCAAACUGGGGAGUAGGGAGAGGCAGCCCUGCCUCCAAGGGCCAGAACUCAGGGAGAGGACAGGACUGCAAAGUCCAGUCCUGUGCUGCCCCACCUGCAGGCCCCCAUGGGGUCUGGUCUGCCACUCACAGGGCUGCGCACUGGAUGUCUAGACUGCAGAGCUAACCUGCCUCCUGUCGU
Molecule: messenger RNA, 4072 nt
Organism: Fukomys damarensis (Damara mole-rat)
Lineage: Eukaryota; Metazoa; Chordata; Mammalia; Rodentia; Bathyergidae
Gene: Sfswap
Product: splicing factor SWAP
Exons: 15
Coding region: 157-2595 (812 amino acids)
Biological process (GO): mRNA 5'-splice site recognition; RNA processing
Molecular function (GO): RNA binding
Source: RefSeq, a predicted model, not a curated record